GCUUUCUUUCACCGUUGGAAAUUUUUCUGUCCGGCUGCCAUCGAAGCAGUUAAAAGUUGCGCAGAGUUUUCACAUUUUAUUGGUUCAUUUGCAGUGAAAAACGUUUAAUUUUGUUUUCGCGUUGUGAAAUACAUUCUUCGGAAACAUAAAACGGUGAAAGUGACUCAAAUACCUGGUGAAAAAGUGUUGUUUAUUGGGUUUUUUGUUGUUGCUUUUUGCUGUUAUGGUUUAACGCCUGGCUGUUUGCUUGGCGGGGAUUGUUUGAAUUUGGUUUCUUGGUGUUAAGUUUGAAACCCGGACGGAAGGAGGAUGGACGAUCUACUGCACAAAUUUAAUGAAAUAAUUUUGCACACAUUUGCGGCAGAAUCUCGCUUGGAAGAUGAAUUUCAGAAAAGUACCAAAAAACUCGAUGAGCAUGUGUCGCAAUCUCUCGCCAGUGGAACUCCGGUUCAAACAAAAAAGCGUCCAAAACGCCUGGAAUCCAUGGACGUGGGAGAAGAUCAUGAAGAUGCUGCAGAUGAAGCUGUUAACUCGACAAACAGCUCCCUUCAUGCCUCCAGGGCCAGCCAUAGGAAGAACAGUACCAAUGACAAAGCACGGGAAAAGGCUCGAUCUCUGGUGGACGAGAUGGCUGCCGUUGCUCCAGCAGUCGCGUUGCCUCCAUCGGUAUCGCCGGUGGUUGAGGAACAGAGACACGAAACUGAAAAAUCGCACGAUGAUUCAGAGAGAAGGCCGGCUCGUGCGGCACGGGUCAAAGCCAAACAGAAUCUGAAGGAACCUACCUUGAACAGUAAAAUGCGUCAACCAAGCAUUAGUAUUAAAAAGGAAAGAAUUUCUGAAGAAAUACGCCAUGAUAAGCAGACGGUACAGCCUAUGGAAACGGAUACUGAGAACAAUGCCAAUGCAAUGAAUGUGACGCAGAAAGAUAAGGAUGCAAAGAAACGAAGUAAAUCGAACGAUGAAGGUUUUGGCAGUACCAACGAGAAGGAAAAGGAAUGUGAAGAUACGCCUGCGUCGGAAAUGUCGAUAAUUUUGAUACCGAAACCGAUCCCAAAGGUUGAAGUGCUGUCGGAUGAUGAAGAUGCGGGAAAAAUGCCUCCUCCUGCGAUUCCACCGCCACCCGCAGCCAAAACUAAAACACGAACCAAGAAACAAGAUAAAUCCAAGGUUAAGGUCUCGGAUGUUCUUCCAAUCACAAUCAAACGUGAAAAGGACGCAGAUGAGCUGUCCUCUAGUUCAGCGAUUUCGUCGGCAGAAUCAACACUCUCUUCGACUUCCACGAGGAGCAAUCGUACGCGAAAGAAGAACACAAGUUCCCAACCAGAACCGACUAAAGUGCACAUAAAAACGGAAAAAUUGUCCUCCGGUCGGAAAGAGUCGACCAGUAAGACAAAAACUGCCGCUGUUGAUAGUCCUACACAUUCGGAGAAAUCCAUCUAUGAAGAUGCUUUGGAUGGGGACACCGUAAUGCGACCAGUUGCCGUGGCAUUGGGGCGAAUCCCAAUGAUAGCCGAUGGCGAAAAGAAUCAAACUUUUGCUUUGGACUCUAAUGGUACGUUCUCUGUGCCUACAGGUAAUGGAACUUUCUCAGUGCCUGCUUCCAACGGAACUUUCUCAAUGCCUGCUUCCAACGGAACGUUCGUUGUUCCUUCACCAGCCAACGGUACAUUCAACGUGAAAUCUCCGGAAAAUUGCGCAAAUGGCACUAUGAAUGCCCGUCAGCUACCGGGGCCUGAUAAUAACACUUUCGUGAUGGACAAGCAAAAAUCUAAUGAAGAUCAACAGCGUAUGAUCAACGCCAGCAUUAUGACCGAAGAUAAUUCCCACAUCGAGGAAAGCCCGGAGAAGCCACCCCCGAAGGCUAAGAAACCAGUAGUAGCUAAAAAACCACAAACGACCACUAAAUCAUCCAAGAAGCACAACGAGCUUUUCUCCCUGCAAUCUCCCAUCAAAACCAGGAUCGAAGCAUUUGAGAAGGCAGCCGUGGGUUCCCCGUAUCAGUCUCGCAUUGCCUCCAAGAACACAACCCCAUCCCAAGUGACUCGAUUCCCCUCAAAAGCUUCCACCACUCCACUCGCUUCCCAGCGAUAUCCGGCUUCCGUCAAAGCCAGUACCGCUCAGACAACGCCAAAUGCUCAAAGUACCCUUCCACUGUCCAAAGGAAUCUCCUCUUCCGCUUCCAAGCUGGCACACCUGCAGAAGAAACCGACACUCGCUUCCGCAAACUUACCGAAAUCGCAAAGUCUGUCCCGCGAGCCCAGCAUCGAACGGGGCGUCGGAACCCUUUCGUCGGCGUCGUCCACCACUUCGCUGGCCCUGGACGAAAAGAAGAAAAAGCGCGAGGAAAAGCAACGCCUGGCCCAGCAGCAGCGCGAGCAGAUGGAGAAGGAAAAGCGCGAAAAUGCCGAACGGUUGAUGAAGGAAAAGGAGGAAAAGCAUCGCAAGCUGGUGCAGGAGAAGGAAGACAAACUGAAGGCUGAUCUGGUCAAGAAGGCCAAAAAGAUGGAAGAGUUCGAGAAGCGGCGACAUCUGGAGGAGCUAAAUCAACGGGUGCUGGCGGAGCAGAAGCGCGAAGAAUUGGCUAAGCUGGAGCAGCAGCAGAGAACUGAACGGGAGCAAGCUGAGAUUUUCAAAAUCAACCAGGCAAAGGAAAACUACGAAAUAAAACUACAUAAACAGAUGUACCAACAAAAGAUGCAGCAGCAACAAAAACUCCAGCAGGCUCAAGCUCUUCAACAGCAGCAACUGCAGCUGAAGAAGUUAAAGCCGAAUGGAACUGUGGCCCCACAAGAAAAGAACUGUUUCACCUUCGACAUGAUACUGACGGACGAUUCAACCGACGACGAAAGCACCAGCGCCAGCAAGAAGUCAAAACGUCCUCCACUUCCAGGGUGGUGUUCCAAGAACGAACGCCACCCGAUAAUCCGGACACAGCGGGAAAUCAAACUGAAGGUGAUCGAUCAAUUCUUCUCGGUGGCACCCAUGACGGCGGACCUACGGGAGAUAUUCCCCUCCAUCGAUGCCCGGAAACUGAAGCGAAACUCGAGUGCCGUCUGGAGGACACCACCCCGCUACUCGCAGAUGCCCAAAUAUUGAGAGCAUUCGCAUCAUUCGCUAUAUCUCUAGCUGCUAACCUAUCUAACAACAUUCGAAUUGUAUUUUCGACGUUAAGUUUAGAACCGUAAUAGAGGAUUUGCCUCUCCCAAUCAAGCGCAAGUGGGUAAGUGUAUGAACGAUAUUUUAUGUGUUCUGUGUUAUUUUCGUGGGUGUUCGAAAUUAAAUGUAGUUGUCCUCACUCGAAUUACAUCUCAAGUCGGAUGCACGCUGUUGGAUACAUGUGUGUGACGUUCUUGAGCAAAGCCAAAACUACAUUGGUAUUGGGUUGAAAAACUCACUUCUUUGAACGGGGUAUUCGAAAUGGGAUAUGUUUUAAGUACGGACCCAAUAGGUGCAUCAACGGUCGAUAACUAACCACGUUUUCAUAGGUUGGUCCCAAGGCUGUCCUUGUGCAGAUUUUUUUUUUACGAAUUGACUUUCGUCGGUUUAGCGAAGGAUUAUUCUACUCGUAAUGUUCGCAUA
Messenger RNA from Armigeres subalbatus, 3579 nucleotides. RefSeq names its product calponin homology domain-containing protein DDB_G0272472 (gene Incenp). The record is from RefSeq and is a predicted model, not a curated record. The coding region runs from base 310 to 3096 and encodes 928 amino acids. Gene Ontology annotation, cellular component: meiotic spindle midzone; nucleus; chromosome passenger complex. NCBI's taxonomy places the organism in Eukaryota, Metazoa, Arthropoda, Insecta, Diptera, Culicidae. Gene Ontology annotation, biological process: meiotic spindle midzone assembly; metaphase chromosome alignment; mitotic cytokinesis. The transcript is spliced from 4 exons.